This is a messenger RNA of Culicoides brevitarsis, 1705 nucleotides long. RefSeq names its product F-box/LRR-repeat protein 16. Gene Ontology annotation, molecular function: protein binding. Gene Ontology annotation, cellular component: SCF ubiquitin ligase complex. The record is from RefSeq and is a predicted model, not a curated record. Bases 65 to 1705 code for a protein of 546 amino acids. The transcript has 5 exons. Gene Ontology annotation, biological process: SCF-dependent proteasomal ubiquitin-dependent protein catabolic process. Lineage: Eukaryota; Metazoa; Arthropoda; Insecta; Diptera; Ceratopogonidae.
AAAAAGGUUGUGUAAAAAAAAAUUAAUUUAAGACUAAAAAAAAAUAAUUAAAAAAAAAUUAAAAAUGUCUUCGAUAUCAGCACAAGGAGUAGUUGAGCGUGCCUCGGCAGAACUCUCAAAACGCAUCAACGGUCUCGGUUUACGUUCGAAGCAUCAUCACAGCAACAGCAGCUCAAGUAACGGCAGUAACAGCGGCAGCGGCGGCAAAACGAGCGUCAUGGAACGCGUAACGAACGUCUUGUGCGGCGGUUCGAGCAACAAUCACAACAACAUAAACUCCUCUGACAAACCGUCCAAACUGACAGGGAAGCAACAACAGCAAAUUAGCAAAAUAACCGGCGGCGGAAGCAUAAUUGGGCCCAGCAACGGGCCCUCACUGAAUUUAUCUAAUAACGUCAUCGGCAAUAGUGGCAGCGGCAUCGGGAGUAAUCAUUCGACGCCAAAUCUCCUCCGAAAAAUGAAUCAUCAUCACACGCCGCAGCAUCACAGUCCCAUGAUGGGAUACAAACAGCAAGUUUAUGUGCCGCCGCCGCCCGUGACAGUCGAGCAAUUACUCUAUGACGAACGAUUUUUGUCGAAAUUCUUCUUGUAUUUCAAUGCGGUCGAGCGACGGACACUCGCACAGGUUUGCGUUCGAUGGAGAGACUUGCUCUACAGGUCACCGCGUUACUGGAACGGACUUUUGCCUGUGAUACAAUGUCGUGAAUUUCGGCAAUGCUCGAAUCAGGAUCGGGUCAAGCUGUAUAACUCGCUGAUACGAAGGGGAUUUCAUGCGAUAAGUUUGUUCGGGGCGACAGAUGAAGAUGCUUUAGAUUUAGUUCAUUCGUUUCCGCUGGCGUCGAAACACGUGCACAUCAUUAGUUUGCGAUGCUCUUCCAUCAGUGAUCGGGGACUCGAGGCGCUGCUGGAUCAUUUACAGUCAUUAUUUGAAUUAGAACUUGCUGGUUGCAAUGAAAUAACGGAAGCCGGGCUGUGGGCUUGUCUAACACCGCGAAUCGUUUCCUUAUCGCUGGCGGACUGUAUAAAUGUUGCGGACGAAGCUGUGGGUGCCGUUGCUCAACUACUUCCCUCCUUGUACGAAUUUUCGCUGCAGGCAUACCAUGUAACAGAUGCGGCAUUAGGCUAUUUUUCACCUAAACAAAGUCACAGUUUAAGCAUUCUAAGGUUACAAUCGUGCUGGGAACUCACGAACCAUGGCGUCGUUAAUAUCGUUCAUUCGCUGCCACAUUUAACCGUGCUGUCGCUAAGUGGAUGCAGCAAAGUAACAGAUGACGGCGUCGAAUUAAUCGCAGAAAAUUUACAAAAACUACGUGCGCUCGAUUUGUCAUGGUGUCCGAGAAUCACAGAUGCCGCGCUCGAGUAUAUCGCUUGUGAUCUGAAUCAAUUGGAGGAAUUAACGUUAGAUCGAUGCGUUCACAUCACGGACAUCGGUGUCGGUUACAUUUCAACUAUGCUGUCGUUAACUGCACUUUUUAUGCGAUGGUGCACGCAGAUACGAGACUUUGGCUUGCAACACUUGUGCUCGAUGCGAAACUUGCAGGUUUUAUCGCUCGCCGGAUGCCCGCAACUUACCUCAAGUGGGCUUUCGAGUUUGAUUCAGUUGCGACACUUGCAGGAACUCGAACUCACCAAUUGCCCGGGAUCGUCGCAGGAGCUGUUCGAAUAUUUGCGGGAACAUUUGCCGCGAUGCUUGAUUAUUGAAUAA